AACAACGCACAGCCAGCAAAGUCAUCAUAGAUCUAGUAAUAAUAUUAUACGAUUGACAGUUGAUGUAGUUAAGAUGGUAGAAAUGAAUAUUAAAACAAUUUCAAGUGUGAUAGCGACUAUACUGUGUAUAUUACCAGUUCAUGCAGAACCAGGGGACACUGCCUUCCUACGUCCCCAGUAUCCUGUGAAGAAAAUUGGUGAUAAGGUAGAAUUUGAAUGUAGGUCACCCCUCAACUAUACUAGUAUUGUGUAUGAAUCGGUGAAAUUUGAACUAGAACAUGACGGCAGGGUAAUUUCGGAUAAUCCAGAGUACCAUUCUGUGAUAAAAACGAUUUAUAGCGUUUGGAAAUUUUCAAAGGCAAUUGCCUCAAAGCAAGAUGCUGGGAUCUACACCUGUAUUAUUACACCAUCUGAUAAUGGGAAAGUUGUCAGGGUGAUGACAGAACUGUAUGUUGUGGAAGGCAAUGAGAAGACACAGCUUGUGGAGUUAGGAGAAAAAACAAAAAUGUCUUGUUUGAGUUCCAGAGAUGAGCUGAAUGUUCCAAUAUUUACAGUGGUGAAUGUUGAUGGAGAAAAUUUAAACGGCUCUGUUAUUUCUGAAACAGUGAAAGAAGAUGCAUUUAAAACGUACAUCUGCCUUGUCACCACAAAAAAAGCUAUGGACAGUUACCGAAAUAUGAAAAAUGCAGUAGAAAACGGUGCUGUAGCUGAAAUUAACAUGACUCUUUCAGUGGUAGAGGUAAAAGAUUGUACAGACAGGACAUCAUGUGCGUUAGAAGCGCGGGUUUAUGGUGAGACUCCUGUAAACAUAUCGUGGCUGGUUGAUGAGAAGUUGCUUAGCCCAGAACUGGAGGUGGAGAAAAAUGUGACAAAAUCGAAGACUUCUUUGUUAAAUCUAACAACUACAACUCCAAUAGAGGUGCGUGUCAGUGCUGGGCAUGAUAAUAUAUGGAGGAAAAAUCUUACUUGGUCUCAAGACUCCACAACUGUCAAGCCUGGUGAUACAUCAUCCAAUGUUGGUGCUAUAAUUGGAGGUGUGAUUGGAGGUAUUGGAGGUCUUGCAGUCAUUGUUGGUUUAGUUGUAUUGGCAGUCUACUGUUUCAAGAAAAGAAGAAAUGGACAUCCAGAAGAAAAUGGUGGACCAGAAGCACAACAUUUGAAUACCACAGUGGCAAUGGAGAUGGGACAUCGACAUGAUCAGAAUGACAUAGAAGAACCUGCACAAAUGGCAGAUCAGAAUGGCGAGGUGCAUGCAGACCCUGAUGCCUGAGUC
Molecule: messenger RNA, 1273 nt
Organism: Mercenaria mercenaria
Lineage: Eukaryota; Metazoa; Mollusca; Bivalvia; Venerida; Veneridae
Exons: 7
Coding region: 74-1270 (398 amino acids)
Source: RefSeq, a predicted model, not a curated record